AUGAAUGGACAAUCAACUUCAAAUGACUCUAGUGGUACUUACAGUGGACUAUCCUCGCCAUAGGAACUUGAGAAAGUAAAUGAUAAUGUGAAACUGCUGCCAAUGUCCACUAAAGCAUCAAGUGAAGAUUCGUCAAUUGAAUAUGGAAAGAGGUUUUUACCCCCUAUCUGGGUUGAUAUCUAGGAGGAAAUAGAAAGACACAUAGAAGAGAUCAAUACUAAAAGUACACAUUCACUUACUACGAAUAAAUAAUAAUAUGAUAUUUUAGUGAAUGAACUGAAAAAAUUACAGCAGAAGCGUUUGAAAGUAAACUUCCUAGACGAUGAUGAUGAUGAGUCAACUAAUGUACUGUAAAAGCAAAUAUAUUAGGUUACCGAGGAUAUAACUGAUUUAGUAAGAGCAAGUGAUACAAAACUUAAAGAGCUUAUUAAGUUUAAGUCAGAUGAGAAAUACGAUGAUCAAAUCAGAAAGAACAUAUAAAUAUCAUUAGCGACCAGACUAAAAGAAGUGACUAUGAAACUUAGGAAAAGAGAGAAAAAGCAUUAUCUGAAGGUUUAAGAGAUUCAUGACGAAGGAGGGUAAAAGGAUCAUGGUGGGGAUAAUAUGGAUAACUUUUUGAAUGAUUAAUCAUAAAUGCAAGUGCUCGAAGAAGAUGAAGAAAUCGAUUAGACUUAGAGAACAAGAAAUAAAGAAAUCAAGAAUAUAGUGAACACCAUAAAUGACCUAGCUGUGUUAUUUAAGGACUUGUCAGUACUCGUAGUUGAGCAAGGCUCUAUCCUAGAUCGAAUAGACUACAAUGUGGAGUGUGCACAUUAGGACGUAGUCCAGGCUAAUGUUCAUUUAGAAAAAACAGUUAAAAUCGAAAAAUCUUUUAGGUCCAAAGGUGUACUUGGUUGUCUGAUUGUGUCUAUAUUACUAAGCUUGAUAAUUCUAGCAGCAAAACACUCAUGA
This is a messenger RNA of Stylonychia lemnae, 951 nucleotides long. Lineage: Eukaryota; Ciliophora; Spirotrichea; Sporadotrichida; Oxytrichidae. The record is from the annotation of a GenBank genome assembly.